Molecule: messenger RNA, 5847 nt
Organism: Chaetomium globosum CBS 148.51
Lineage: Eukaryota; Fungi; Ascomycota; Sordariomycetes; Sordariales; Chaetomiaceae
Exons: 5
Coding region: 1-5847 (1948 amino acids)
Biological process (GO): malate transmembrane transport
Cellular component (GO): endoplasmic reticulum membrane
Molecular function (GO): malate transmembrane transporter activity
Source: RefSeq, a predicted model, not a curated record
AUGACAAAUGGCGUGCCCAUGCAGCAGCCGCCCGACCCGACGCUCGACGCCGUGACGGGCGGCUUACCCCUCGACCGAUUCCCAGAACCCUUUCCCGCCCCCGCCCCCGACCCGCCUGUCUAUCACAAAGGCCGCCGACGCAAAUCCUCAUCCACAAGCAGCCGCCGGGCAGAACCUCCAGAUUCCCAGCUGCCCGAGCCCGAUACCUGUCGGGAUAUGUCGCGGGGGAGGGCUCCCGCCGAGGAGCCGCUCUUUUUCCCGUGCAAAUGCAGCGGCAGCAUCAAGCAUGUCCACCCAGGACUGCCUGAUGGAGUGGUUGUCGCACUCGCAAAAAGAAGCAUUGCGAGCUGUGCAAGACUCCGUUCCGCUUCACGAAGCUCUACGACCCCAACAUGCCCACGGCCCUCCCGCCCCAUGUCUUGGUCAGGCCACCACCGCCAAAUACGCGUUGCGCCCACCUGCGUCACAUUGGACGAGGGCCAGUUAUGGUUGCGAACGUCUGGGGGACUGAUUUCUGGUUGCCGUUAUUAUCAUGCGUACCGUGUGAGAACUGCAAUUCUGAAAUCAACGACCAAAGGGCUGGGCAGUAGGUCCGCCGUCUUGGUCACAACCGGAGACGGGUUCGGCGUCUGCGAGGCGUUUAACGGCACCGACGUCUGCCCAUCGAGCGUCCUCUUGCGGCGCCAGCCUCAUCGACAAGUCCACGGCAACGCGAGCGCCUUCUCUCGGUUGCCGGAUCCAAUACCUCAGUCCCUGCUCGGCGGAGUCGGCUUCCUCCAAAAUCUCACGCGCCAUACCUACUUCAACCGAUUCGUGAUUCACGUUCUCGAGGGCCUGAUCAUCACGGUUCUGGUCAUCGUGUGCUUUAUUCUAAUAAUAUUAGUCCGGGAUUACGUUGUGCAACAACAGCCUGAACGCAACCUGCGGGCCGCGUGGGCCGCCGUCGAAAACCCCCAGCCCCCCCCAGUAGUGCUAGUCCGUCCCCAGGUUCAACCCCAGGAGAUUCUUCGCCAUGCAGCCAUCGAGGCCGAUGAUACAGCCAUACAGGCCAUCGAGGCCGUCGAAGCCAUCGAGGCCGACGAUACAGCCAACGAGGCCGACGAUGAGGAGGAGCCGGCGCUUCGCCCUCCCCCACAAAGACAACUGGUCGUUCCCCUGGGCGUGCCUCCUCUACCGAGGGACCAGGGAGAGGCAGGGCCGGUUUUUAACAUGGAGGCAGCGCACGAGUAUCUCGACGUGUUCCGCGAGGCUCGCGGUGAUCCACAAGAGAUUAUGAGAAUCGCUCGGGAGCGAGGCCUAGACGACAGGAUGGACUACUGGGUACAGAUAACCGCGCGGAGCACCUCGCACCUCUCUGCGACCCCGACCCUGGCCCCGGUCCCGGCCCCGGUACGGCGAGCCCCCGCGGGUAUCGUUGGUCGGGUUGCGGACUUCAUGUGGGGGCGGGUCGACGCUCUCGAGGAGGCUGACCUCGCUCCCGUUAAUUUCCGAGGCGACUUCGCCGAGGAUGAUCCGGACGACGGCCACGGAAAUGCGCCAGCCAACCCGGCAGGACAAGCCGGAGAAGGUGCUGAGGCGGCGGCCGCGGCAGGGCUAGACGCCGAGGCACUAGAAGACGCGGAAGACCUCGAAGGCAUCCUGGAGCUCGUUGGCAUGCGCGGCCUUCUUAUCGGCCUAUUCCAGAACGCGAUUUUCUGUGCGUGUCUCGUAACCUUCACUAUCUUCCUCGCAAUCUUCAUCCCGUACAACAUCGGCCGCGUCAGCAUCUGGGCCCUUGCGAAUCCCAUGCAAAUCGCGAGCAUUCUCUUCAGCCUCUCCAAGCUCGUCCAGGACUGCGCAUUGCUUGUUGGAGGGGUUGCAUCCUCGGCUCUGUCAGAGGUUGUCCACCUGCUGAGCCGCGCAUUGAUGCUGCCGUCCGUCGCCGAACAUUCCAUGGGGGUUUCCAACACGUCGUGGGCCAUGGCCGUGGGCGCAGCCAACCGAAUCGGCGGCAACUUUGUGACCGAAUGGCCUUUCUCUUCGACAUCCGAGGUACGCAAUUUCUCCGCCAUUAGCCACGCCUCUCUCUUCACGCUCAAGGGCUACGUCGCUGCAGGCUUCUCCGGUCUCUGGGGCCUUCUCGACUUCGUCUUCGGCGGUGACUAUGCCACCAAGGGCGCAGCAGCAUCUGCCCUGGCCACCGAGACCUUCCCGGUCGUCUGGCAAUAUGUAAGGGCUUUGCCCGCCGCUGUUUUCACACCGAGCACAUGGGUUCUCAACAUAAAUCUGCCCGUGACUGCGAUCGCGACCAACGCAGAACUCGCGCACUGGGGCGGCGCCGACAGGUUCUGGGCCAUCCUCAUGGGCUACGUCGCCAUGUUUCUGAUGGCCGCCCUCUACAUGCGGCGCGGUGUUCCCUUCUCCACCAGCCAGGCGGGACAACGGUGGGAGACCUACCUCAUGGACUGGCUCAACCAAGCCAGCGGCGUUGUGAAGGUCAUCUUGAUCAUCAGCAUUGAGAUGCUCGUCUUUCCGCUCUACUGCGGCAUGCUCCUGAACAUCGCCCUGCUUCCACUCUUUGAGCAAACAACGCUCAAGUCCCGGCUCCUUUUCACGCUCCACUACCCGGUCACGUCCAUCUUUGUACACUGGUUCAUCGGUACCGGGUACAUGUUUCACUUCGCGCUGUUCGUGUCCAUGUGUCGCAAGAUCAUGCGCAAGGGCGUCCUCUACUUCAUCCGUGACCCGGACGACCCGGACUUCCACCCGGUCCGAGACGUCUUGGACCGCAACGUGACGACCCAGCUGCGUAAGAUCUUAUUCUCGGCCUUCGUCUACGGCGCCCUGGUCGUCGUGUGCCUCGGUGGUGUCGUCUGGGGGCUGUCCCUGUCCCUACCCGUGCUACCCAUCCACACGUCGUCCAACGAGCCGGUGCUCGAGUUUCCCAUCGACUUACUGUUCUACAAUUUCCUGAUGCCGUAUGCCGUCAGGCUAUUCCGGCCGAGCCACUGGCUGCAUGCCAUGUACAGGUGGUGGUUCCGCCGUUGUGCGCGGGCCCUCCGCAUCACCUGGUUCCUCUUUGGUGAGCGGCGCAUCGACGAGGAGGGCCAGCUCGCGCUAGCGCCCGACUCGCCCGACCGCAGUCUGCCUGCUUGGAGGCAGUGGUUCCUCGAGGUGGACGCUGACGGGCGCGUCGUGGUGAGGUCGUGGCACGGCAUCUUGGACGGCGAUACGGCCAAGCGUCCGGUUGUGAAGUCAGAACACAUAGCCAAGUACAAUGCUAAGAAGGAGACCCUCGUACGUUCCAACCAGCUCAUCACCGACGGGCGGUUCGUCCGGACGCCAGCUUCCGACCAGGUCAAGAUCCCCAAAGGCGCCGGUGUCUUCCUCGCCGUCAACGAGAACAACACGAGACAGGACGGCGUGUGGGACAGGCCCCAGAACGACAUCUACUCGAGCGACCAGUACCAGCUCGUCUACUUGCCUCCAAACUUUGGCAUCCGCAUCUUCCUCUUCAUCCUGUUUAUCUGGGCCUUUGCCGCCGCUACCGGCGUCGCCAUCACCAUCGUGCCGCUAGUGUUCGGGCGGUGGAUGUUCAGAACUAUGAUUCCGUCACACGUCCGCGCCAACGACAUAUACGCCUUCAGCAUCGGAAUCUACGUCCUCGGUUCCGCCGUGUAUGCGCUAUCCCAUGUACCAACCGCCUACCGAACAGCCAGGGCCCAUAUCGCGGCCACUAUGGUCGCUGGCCGCGGUCACCACACCUUCUGGCAAACACGGGAUGCCAUCCUCCACGCCGUCCGGAUCCUAUACACCUACUUCUUCAUCCUGUUGGUGGCCCCGUUGAUCGUGGCGUCGCUGAUGGAGCUGUAUGCUUUAAUGCCCCUCAACGAGCUCAUGUACGGUGUUGUUCUCAAACCGGAAUUUCGCAAAAGCCCUCGCCGCCGGCACCGCCAAGGCCGCAACCCAGGCGCACACAGUGCGGGUCGUUCAGACUUGGACCUCGCCAGACUCGCCAUCGCAAAGGGGUUUGCGGACUUCGUCAUGAAGGGUCCCGGCAUGGUGCCGGCCCACGGCCCGCCCGAUCAAGCGCUGUACAACGCGUGCGCAGUGCUGAUCUACCGCAUGAGCUUCUUCGUGGUAGCGCUCGCCAUCGGCAGCUGCUUCGCUCUGUGGAGCGCCGUGAGCAUGUGCCACCGCUGGCAAGUGCGGAUCCGCGACGAGGCUUAUCUGAUCGGCGAACGGCUCCACAACUUUGGUGCAGCGAAUGCGCCUCGGCCGCGAAACGCGUCAGGAGGCAGUGGGAUGGGCGGGUGUCCCCGAACAGAAUCGACUCCGAAAUCUUGCGUCCGCUGUGACCCUCGCGCCCCAGCCCUACCAGGCCGCCAGGGUAUCCUUUCCGGACCUUCUAACGACGCUGCGACAUGUCUUAUCAACCUGGGGCUACCCAGCUCGCUUCCCGACUAUCCACCGCACCCCCAAGGGGGGGAACGCGGAUUUCUCUCCAGACAGCCGUCCUUCGGGGAAACACCGAGCUCUUCGGGCCGGUCGUCGACCGAGUACAAUGGCAGCCACCUCGGUGAUAUCGAAAAGAGCCUCCCCAUCCAAACCAUCCCUUCGCUUAGGCUGGAGGUCCUGCAAUCCAUCACACGGUCUCACCAUGGUGACCAUGAUAAGAGCACCGAACCGCGCUGUGUCGAGGUGAACUCGAAGGCCGAUGAGCCUGCCGACGAAGCGACUCGGCCCAAGCUGGGCAUCCGGCAGCGCCUCGCCCACUUCACCUGGGCGUGGUACACGCUGACCAUGUCGACGGGCGGCCUCGCGCUUCUCAUCCGCUCGCAACCGCACCAAUUCCCAGGGCUCCAUCAGAUCGGCCUCGCUGUAUUCAUCAUCAACAUCGCUCUGUUCGUGCUGGUCACUUCGGCGCUGGUCGCCCGUUUCUGCCUGUUUCCGGGGACGUUCCUGCGGUCCGUCACACACCCACGCGAGGGCUUCUUCUUCCCGACAUUUUUCCUGUCCAUAGCCACCCUCAUCACCUGCACCCAGCGGUACUGCGUGCCCGACGACCCCGAGGUCGCGCGCGCCACGUCCAAGAGCCUGAUGUGGGCCAUCCAGAUUGCCUUUUGGGUCUACGUGGCCGUGACGACCAGCGUAGCCGUCGGGCAGUAUUCGUACGUGUUUUCGGCGCACAGCUUCGGGCUGCAGACCAUGAUGCCGACUUGGAUCCUACCCAUCUUCCCCAUCAUGCUGUCGGGCACCAUCGCGUCCGUCAUCUCCGAGACCCAACCGGAGGCGUCGGGGGUGUCCAUCGCCGUGGCCGGCCUGACGUGUCAGGGGCUGGGUAUCGCGGUCGCGUUCAUGAUGUAUUCGCACAUGGUCGGGCGGUUGAUGCAGUCGGGCCUGCCGAACCGGGAGCACCGGACGGGGUUGUUCAUGUGCGUGGGGCCGCCGGCCUUCACCGCGCUGGCCUUUCUCGGCAUGGGGAGGUCGCUGCCCGAGACCUUCGACCAUGACAUGGACGGGCUGACCGACGCCGCCACCAUCGAGACCAUGGGCCUAAUUGGGGCUGGGUUCCUAUGGGCGCUAAGCUUCUGGUGGUUUGGCAUCGCCCUUCUGGCCGUCAUCCAGAGCCCGCCUCGCUACUUUCACCUCGGCUGGUGGGCGGCCGUCUUCCCAAACACAGGCUUCACGCUCGCCACCAUCUCAAUAGGCACGGCCUUCCGCAACGAACCGAUCCUGUGGUUUGCAACGGCUAUGUCGAUCGUGCUGUUGCUGACGUACCUGUUUGUGCUGUGCCACCACAUACGCGCUGUCGUUGUGCAAGACAUCAUGUAUCCGGGCCGGGACGAGGACGUGGAGGAUCAUUAG